Messenger RNA from Pectinophora gossypiella (pink bollworm), 5813 nucleotides. RefSeq names its product nucleolar protein 4. The transcript has 15 exons. The record is from RefSeq and is a predicted model, not a curated record. The coding region runs from base 239 to 3319 and encodes 1026 amino acids. Lineage: Eukaryota; Metazoa; Arthropoda; Insecta; Lepidoptera; Gelechiidae.
CCGCACGUGCCGGCCCGUCCCGGACCACUCAGACGCCAGUACACCGCGCGCGCCCCACGCGAGCGGCCGUCUCCUAUACCCGUAUCGAUUCUCGCCUCGGCCCGGGACCACACUUCGCGAGUCGAGUCGAGAGUUACUCCGCGAACGCCCUCCCGCGGACGACCGCUUGGACUAUAAAUAAGUGACGUUUACUUGGACAUGGAAUGUAAUACUAAACUGUGAAAGGACAUUAUCCAAUAUGGCCGCGGCUAUGAUAAGCGAUCGUGGCCUUCGCAAAAAGUUGACGCAGGAAGCUAUUCCGGAAAAAACACCGAAGAAGCCUUCCAAGCGCAAAUCGACCCCGAGCAGUUCUAAGAACGACAAAAAAAACGAACAGAACAAUAAUAAAAGACCGAAAAUACAAACCGGUGAUCCAAAAUUAGACUUGUUCACGACAUAUCAGCCGUGGGUCAUCCAAACUUAUGGUGAUCUCGCUAAAACUAAGACUAUAACUUUGAAAAAGUACGCAAGGAUCCUGCGCACUUUGCGUGGCGAGGAAUGUAACAGUUCGGAUAGUUCCAAAUUCCGUUUUUGGGUGAAAGCGAAGGGUUUCCACGUCGGCAAGCCGCCAGGAUACGACGCCAAGCCCGCAGAUGGUAUCAUAUGCAGAUACAGUGUAGUGGAUGCAGAUGGGUGUGCCAGGGGGCCAGAUGGUCAAGAGAUAUACACCGGUUCUCAGAAUGAUCCGCCGUUGUACAUUCCGACGCCACCUUUAAAGAAUGCACCCAACCAGGAACCAGUCUACAGAAAGGUGGCCAUUGUAGAAAACUUUUUUGACAUCAUCUACACCGUUCAUGUUGAACUCGAAGGCAGACCCGGCAAACAUGCCGGCCAGAAACGUACUUAUAGAACAAUAACGGAGACUUACGCCUUCCUCCCGCGUGAAGCCGUCACGCGUUUCCUCACCGGAUGCGCGGAGUGCGCGCGGCGCCCGCGCAGCGCCUCUCCGCCGCCGCUGCCGACGCCCUCACCCUCCCCCACCAGACACCCCCCAUUCCUCCCCUUCCUACCACACUGCGCCACAGACUACUCUCGAAACUGGGAAUCAGAAAUCGACGCUGCACACUCAAAUUACUCUCCUUUCGAACCCAAAUACGACUACACUGAUCUCCAACCUUUGAAGAAAGUCGAAAGUCCAAAAGCAGCUGACGCCGAAGAACCUGAACCCACUUAUAUAGAACUGACUUCGAAGAAAGUUAAUGGUUUUGAUGCGGCGCCUGUGUUCAGCAGAAGUUCUCCAGUAGAAAUAGCGUUCAGAGAAGAAGAGCCAGUGAGAACCGACCCUGAGAUAGACAAGGACGACAACAGUCUCAUUGACGUCGAAGAUGUCAAAGUUGACAGUCCACCACCGCUUAUACCUGAGAAAGACAACAAAGAGAAAGAAGAAAGUGAGCCGGAAAGUACCAGGUCAACAGAAAACAUAGGAGUAACAGAAAACAAGACUGAAGUUAAGGGGAAGAAGUACAAUCCGCUGGACGUUGCGAACUUAACGUCUAAAGACCCACCCAAGUCCAGGUCGCCUCCGAGGAAGAAGCUUUUGCCUUCAAGCGGGGAUUAUCCGAAUACUUUUGGAAGGUUUCCAAAGCCGUGGAGGCCGGAUGGGGGGUUGUACUACGGGGGUGAAGAGGUCGACUACAGCGUGCCUAUAACAACGGCAUAUCUCAAGCAUAUGAGAAGUAUGGCGUACCAGGACCGCAUGAUCGAUGGGGAGAAUAAGGACAAUUUAACCCCGGAACCCGGGGACAUGACAGAUGACGACAACUUUUCUAGUCAGGGCUUGGCGAAAGAUGCUGAGAAGUUGAAAAUGAUGCUGCUGGCAUGGAAUUACCACAGCCAGACGCAAGGCCGCAACGGGGAGAUCACGGAGAGCGGCGCAGACAGUAUGGCGGACCUGUGGGCUUCAUACCACAGUGCUUUGGGAUUGGGCAGCAAGCCCCCUAAAGCCCCCACGCCCCUGACCACAGGGCACUCGGUGAGUUUUAAGAGUCCAAUUCACGUGGGUUCAGUAACACCAGGAGUAGAACCUGCUUCUACACACGACGAGACUUCAUCAUCAGAUCGGACGAAGGAUGACGACGACGCUGGAGCUUCAGACGAUGACAGUGAUGACAGGGUUGAUCCCCAACAUCACGACCCCGAGCGAUUGAAGGCUUUCAAUAUGUUCGUGCGUCUCUUCGUGGACGAAAACUUGGACAGGAUAAUUCCAAUAUCGAAGCAGCCGAAAGAAAAGAUUCAGGCGAUCAUAGACUCUUGCACACGACAGUUCCCUGAGUUUGCCGAGAGAGCCCGAAAGCGGAUCCGCACUUACCUGAAGAGUUGUCGGCGGAACAAGAAGGUCCGCAACGAGGGACUUACCACAGGCAAUGGUGGAAGUACACCAGGCACUGGCAAUUCCUGGGAUACCGCGGUGCGACCGACCCCCGCGCAUUUGACGUCAGUGCAAGCGGAGCACAUUCUGGCGCAGGCUUGCGAGAACGAGAGCCUCAACGCGAAGCGCAUGCGCCUGGGACUCGAUCCGGUUAGCCAGCCCAUGCCGACAGUUCCUACCCCCAUGGCUAUAGACACAACAGCGACAUCAGCAGUUGCUUCAUCGUUCCUGAGCCUCUACAGUGGAGCUAUCAGCAGCCCAGCAUCAACUCCUGCCACGACUUCAACCACUUCGACACUGGCCACGGCUGGGCACAGCAAGGCAGCAGCAGACACUACCAGGCCAUCAGCAAGCCCUACUCUUGAAAAUCCGUUGCUUAACAAUAAUAAUCUGAAACUGGACAACGCAAAUGGCAAUACUGGGAGCAAGACCGCUAGCCCGGCAUCUUCGCCAGCGCCUUUGUUCCGACCAACGUUCCCAACUACGUUUGGCACUCCACAGACUUUUGGCAGGCAAAAUUCUACCAACAAUCCUGCCUCAGCGCUUUCAAGCAGUGCUCUGAUAUCGACUCUGUCGGCCCUGCCUCCAACAGGAGUGAAUGCUGCAAUGGCUGCGUAUCAGAGCGCUUUGCUGUCCGCUAUGGCGGCGCACACGCAUACCUUCCCGAACAGCCUCUCCGAUUUGUCGUUGAAGAACACGUCAAACUCGAGCACUUUGCACGCGACGUCCACUGUGUCAUCGCUGACUGGAUCCACUCCAUCGUCACAGACGAAAACCCCACUACUCUCCCACAAGCUCUCGGGGGCUGAGGUGGGUGCUGUAAGGCAACUGAUCACCGGCUACCGUGAGUCUGCCGCGUUCCUACUACGAUCAGCUGACGAGCUUGAAGCUCUACUCCUAAACCAACCCUAGGAGUUACCUAAACCUUCCCUGCAAGACUUUUUUGGAUUCAAAUUCGGAUACUUUUAAUGUGCUGAUAGGUUUGUUACGUGCUUUGGAUUGCAUUGGGAUUCGGUGUUCGAAAACCCUAGUUUUUUGGGAACUUUAUCGGUUGAUUAGCACUAAAAGUGUUUUGUUUACGUGGACGAUGUGUUGAAGCGUCAAUUUCUUGCAAUUGUGGAAAUACUUUAUUGAACAGUGGGAAGCUGUGAAGGUUUAGAUUAGCUGUUUUUCCUCAGUUUAUAUGACACUGAAUGUUAGCUUACGAGGAAUCUGUUGAUGUAUUAAUCGUAGGAGUAGAGAUCAUUGUUAAAUUUCUUGUCUGAUCUUUGUGACGUUUCUAAACUUAUACUUGUAUGCAGAAUAUCCAACAAAAGAUUCCCUAAAUUAUUUUUCCUAAAUUAAACUUUUUGGAUUGAACACAUUUUAUGGGAGUUGGAUGUUCUGUGAAUAUCUUGUAUGGUGCUUGUUUGAGUGUAUCAUUAUUGCCAAUGUUUGAAAUACUAUGCGUGUCAUCAAAUUCCCUUAUACUAACUUUGUCCAGUUUAGUGUUUUAAAUUUUAAGAACUAAAGUCCAAUAUUGUCUAUUUCGGCGAUCGUACAAAGCUGCCAUAAUGUAAAAAGCCACUUGAGUGUUGCCAUUUGAAACUCGAUGAAAGAGUACAAAAAAUAUUUUGUGUAUAACUAGAUUUAAGAAAAAAAUCAGGGAGUUUUUAGCGUUAGGUUAACUUGGAGAUUCCAUUUUUGCCUAGAUACGAUUCUGACUUGACAUAAUUUAAAUUGAGUUAACCAAUCACCAGUGUCGAUGACGAUAAACAACGGCUGGUGAUUGGCUAAGGCAGUCUACUUCGCAACAAGUACAAUAUAUGUCAAAUUAGAAGUCCUUAUCUGUGCAAUGUUUAAAUCAUUAGAACAUUUUAAUAUAUUUCAUCGAUAAUAAUUAUGCUUGGAAGGGCGGCUGUAGUAACACCUAUUAUUUAAAUGUUUUCGGAGUAAGUACAUUAUUUCUUGUACACGAUAAACUAUGUUGUAACAGAGUUAAAUACUAGUUCUAAUACGGCAUACUAGGUGUAAGAAGCACGAAUUUAUUUGUUGGUUUGUAUUAUAUUAGUGGUCCUGUAGGAAUAUUUAUAAUGAUUAAUAUAUUUCUCUAUCUUGUCCUUUAUUUAAAGUGUUAUUUUUUAGAAUUGGCUCCAUCCAAUUUUUAAAUGCUACUUCGGUUAGUUUUAUUACAUAAUCUAUGUAUUUCUGUAACAUUUAAGUUAUUGCCAGUAUCUAAGUGUUUACUUUCAUAAGUUCUCGCUUUGCUCAGUACAAUGGAUUUUUGAUAUCCGGGUAAUAAUAUAUUCGUUACCAUAGAUAUAUAUGGCCAAGUACUUGUAUGUAGGUUAUACAUUAAUGUUAGAUUUACUGCUUACAUGUACAAAAUAAUGUUCUACUUACUUAUUGAUAAGUUUGAAUCUCCGUUUUGAAUUAAUCAUCUUUCGUAAACUUUUCCUUGUGAGAUAAAUAAUUACUUAAUAAUUUUCCGUUGUUAUCGUUUUGUUUUACAGUAGCAUUACACUUUGGCCAGUUAUAGUCAAUGUUUCACUCUAACAGUAAUUCCUUGUUAGUAAGUUUUAAGCAAACAAACACAAUAGAUAAUAAUACCGAUGUAAACGCUUAUUCAGUUGCUGAAUGCAUUUUAACGCUCUAAAAAUCUACGUUUGUGGUCGCCACUUGCAGAAAUAGGCCAAUAGCGGCGCGUAACGAUCACGUGAUAUUUCUAGCUGGCCAAUCGGAGACCCGUCAUAAACACAAAAAACAAAAUGGCCGCAUUUUUAGAGCGUUUUCUUAAUGUACAAUAAAUAGCUUCCCAGCUCCGACAAUUUUCCUAGAAUUACAGCUUUUAAGCCAGUUUUAAAUAUGAAAUUGUAAAUCCACUUUUGAAUACAAAAAUUGCCAAAGAAAUGAAUUGAUUUGUUUUGUAAUUGACAUUAUGAUGUAUGUUUGUGGAAUUGAUUAUUGCUUUAUGUAGUUGGUUGAGGAGUUAAGCUUGUGUUGUAGAUUAGGCUUUGAUUUCAAAAGUCAUUCCAAUAUUUUUCUAAAAUUGACACCGGUGUGAUACGUGCGAACGCAGUAGUCAUUGUAAAUGGAAAAAAUGUAAAAAGUAUGUUUAGAGUAUUAUAAAAAAAAGUUGAUUAGAAAUAUGUGAAAGUUGAUGUUGGGAUAACGAAAUAAAAACGAAAAUGGUGGUAAAACGUUGAGAAAAUGAAUUUGUUAGACAUUAAAAUAUAUUAUUAUUAGAGAUGUAUAAAUGGUUUACAAUUAUUAUUAUUAGUUUGAGAGAAAAUACAAAAAUGGAGAAAAAUUACAAAGGCGAUUGUUACUAUUAACGAUAUGAGAAUUUAGUUAUAAUUUUGCAAUUUCAAAAUGUGAGUUUUACAAUUUUGAAAAAGAAAAUAUUAAAUAUGCUCAUAUACAUAAA